Dioscorea cayenensis subsp. rotundata (Guinea yam) is the source of this 3063-nucleotide messenger RNA. RefSeq names its product protein argonaute 10-like. The record is from RefSeq and is a predicted model, not a curated record. Gene Ontology annotation, molecular function: RNA binding; protein binding. Gene Ontology annotation, biological process: regulatory ncRNA-mediated post-transcriptional gene silencing. Gene Ontology annotation, cellular component: cytoplasm. NCBI's taxonomy places the organism in Eukaryota, Viridiplantae, Streptophyta, Magnoliopsida, Dioscoreales, Dioscoreaceae.
AGCUUGAGAAAAAGAGCAUGCUUCUUCUUUGGUCCUUUUCUUUGCUUCUCCACUGCUGAUUAAAGCCACCACUCACCAAACUGCACUGUCUUGCUGCUCCUCCUGCUCCACUUUUCUCAGCACAAUGCCCAUAAGACAGAUGAAAGAGUGCUCAGAACAAGUUCUUGUUAUCAACAACAAUAACAACAACAACAACAACAACAAUAUGAAACAAGUUGGCAUUGCCAUGACAUCUGAGGUUCAAAAUCCAAAAGAAAAGAACAGAGGGAGAAGAAGAAGAGGAAGAAGAGGAGGUAGUAGAACAGAAAAGAUUGAACAUCAAAUCCCAAAUGUAAACAACCUUGAGAAUGACACAGUCAUGGACUUGCCUUCUUCCACAAAGUCUGUGAGAUUUCCCACAAGGCCUGGUUUUGGCCAAGCUGGUACUAAGUGCAUUGUAAAAGCCAACCAUUUUUUUGCUCAGCUUCCUGACAAGGAUUUGAUCCACUAUGAUGUAUCAAUCACUCCAGAAGUUGUGGCAAAGAGUGUAAACAGGAGUAUCAUGGCAGAGCUUGUGAAGUUGUACAGGGAGUCUGACCUUGGGAUGAGAUUGCCAGCAUAUGAUGGAAGGAAGAGUUUGUAUACUGCUGGAGAACUCCCUUUUACUUCCAGGGAGUUCAAAAUCAAGCUUGUUGAUGAGGAUUAUGCAAGCACUGGUCCAAAAAGGGAGAGGGAGUAUAAAGUGGUGAUAAAGUUCGUCGCAAAAGCAAACUUGCACCAUUUGGGCCAGUUUUUAGUCGGGAAGUGCUCUGAUGCUCCACAGGAAGCUCUUCAAGUUCUUGACAUUGUUCUAAGAGAGCUUUCGAGUAAAAGGUACUCUCUUGUUGGAAGAUCCUUCUUUUCUCCUGAUUUUAAGAACCCACAUCGGUUGGGUGAUGGUUUAGAGUCAUGGUGUGGAUUCUAUCAGAGUAUAAGACCAACCCAAAUGGGUCUGUCCCUUAAUAUCGAUAUGUCUUCAGCAGCAUUUAUCGAACCGUUGCCUGUUAUUGAGUUUGUUGCUCAACUUUUGGGAAAGGAUGUGCUCUUGAGACCAUUUUCUGAUUCUAAUCAUGUGAAGAUAAAAAAGGCACUUCGAGGAGUGAAAGUUGAAGUUACUCACAGGGGGAAUAUUCGACGAAAAUAUAGAAUAACCGGAUUGACAUCACAACCUACUAGAGAACUCAUGUUUCCAGUUGAUGAUCACUCAAUGAAGUCGGUGGUUGAAUACUUCCAAGAAAUGUAUGGAUUCACCAUCCAACAUACACAUCUUCCUUGCCUUCAAGUUGGUAAUCAAAAGAAGGCUAAUUAUUUACCGAUGGAGGCAUGCAAAAUUUUAAGCGGACAACGGUAUACAAAAAGAUUAAAUGAAAAGCAAAUAACUGCGCUAUUGAGAGUCACAUGCCAACGACCGAAGGAUCGGGAGAAUGACAUUCUUCAGACAGUUCACCAUAAUGCGUAUGAUCGAGAUCCAUACGCCAAGGAAUUUGGAAUCAAGAUCAGUGAAAAACUAGCAUCUGUCGAGGCUCGUAUUUUACCUGCACCUUGGCUGAAAUACCACGACACCGGGAAGGAAAAGGAUUGCUUGCCUCAUGUUGGCCAGUGGAACAUGAUGAACAAGAAAAUGAUUAAUGGCAGCACAGUAACUCGAUGGUCAUGCAUUAACUUUUCCCGAAAUGUUCAAGAGAGUGUAGCACGAGCGUUUUGUAAUGAGCUUGCUCAAAUGUGCCAGAUAUCAGGCAUGGAUUUUAAUUCUGAACCAGCAAUUCCAAUUUAUGUGGCGAGGCCUGAUCAAGUUGAGAAAGCUCUGAAGCAUGUUUAUCAUGCAUCGGUAACCAAACUAAAAGGAAAAGAAUUAGAGCUAUUACUUGCCAUUUUGCCUGACAAUAAUGGCUCUUUGUAUGGUGAUAUCAAAAGAAUAUGUGAAACUGAUUUGGGCCUGAUAUCACAAUGCUGCCUCACUAAGCAUGUGUUCAAGAUUAGCAAACAAUACCUUGCGAACGUUUCCUUAAAAAUCAACGUUAAGAUGGGAGGAAGGAACACUGUUCUUAUGGAUGCAAUCAGUUGGAGAAUACCAUUGGUUAGUGAUAUACCGACGAUAAUAUUUGGAGCAGAUGUGACCCAUCCAGAGAAUGGAGAAGACUCUAAUCCUUCAAUUGCUGCUGUUGUAGCUUCACAAGAUUGGCCUGAAAUAACAAAGUACGCCGGAUUAGUCUGUGCACAGGCACACCGACAAGAACUCAUACAAGAUUUGUAUAAGACAUGGCACGAUCCUGUUCGAGGCACAAUGAGCGGGGGCAUGAUUCGGGACCUCUUGAUCUCCUUUAGAAGAGCUACUGGACAAAAGCCAUUGAGGAUUAUAUUUUAUCGGGAUGGAGUAAGUGAAGGACAGUUCUACCAAGUCUUGCUGUAUGAGCUUGAUGCAAUUCGAAAAGCUUGUGCCUCGCUUGAACCGAACUACCAACCUCCAGUGACUUUUGUCGUCGUUCAAAAACGACAUCACACACGAUUGUUUGCAAGCAACCACAAGGAUCGAGCUAGCAUGGACAAGAGUGGGAACAUAUUACCCGGCACUGUGGUUGACACUAAGAUUUGCCAUCCGACCGAAUUCGACUUUUAUCUAUGCAGUCAUGCAGGAAUUCAGGGAACAAGUCGGCCGGCACAUUACCAUGUUUUAUGGGAUGAAAACAAUUUCACAGCAGACGGACUACAAACUUUGACAAACAAUCUUUGUUAUACAUAUGCUAGAUGCACUCGAUCGGUAUCUAUCGUUCCUCCGGCGUAUUAUGCGCACUUGGCUGCUUUUCGAGCUCGGUUUUAUGCUGAACCUGAAACUCAAGACAGUUGCUCAUCAAAUGGUUGUUUAAGGACUACUUGCGGGGCCAAUGAGACGGCGGUACGACCAUUGCCGGCUCUCAAGGAGAAUGUGAAGAGAGUGAUGUUUUACUGCUGAAGGUUUUAAAUGCAAGAAAAACAGAGCAUUGUAUAGAUGAAUUGUUGUGUAAUGUUUGCAAAGUGGUGGUUAAUUUAGUUGUUUUGUGUUGUGUA